UGGAAAAUGGCGGCAUUUUAAGUUUAUUUGAGUAGCAAAGAUAAAGCUUCAAGUUUUUUUUUUUUUAAAGUGUUAGCCAAUUUAUAUUCAAUUAGGUACAAAAAUGAGACCAAUUUUGUUUGUUUCCCUGCUAUUACUUGUGGCGCAAAUUGGUGAAUCCCAGGCGGCGGCAUUUUCCGUUCGUCAAAACCGCUUCGAUGAACUUCCAGAUCUACAAACUGCAGCUCCAGAUCUUCCUGAACUUCCGGAUCUGCAAACUCCAGCUCCAGUGGCCUGUUCAACAGAAGCUACUGAGACAUCUGAAAAAGUCAUCAGCGGGUUGCUAAAAAAAUGUGAAAAGUGCAAUGAAGGUAUAAAAUGUGUGCCCCAAAUCCAGUGCCCCGCCCACGUUCGCAUGGAAAGCCAUGAGAAGCCGCAGAUUUGCGAUCUUCCGGCUGGGAAAUUCGGCUACUGCUGCCAGACGGGACAGAAUCACACUGGUCCACGGUUGGAAUUUUCAGCCAAGGAGCGGCGAUCGAGAUUUCCCACCAUCCUGUCACCUGCAGUUCUGGAUGAGGCACGUCGCAAUUUUGAGCAUCUGAUGCAUGGAGUGGCACAGAUUCCUGUUCGCCGUGGUUUUCCCGAUUUUGCCCACGGCCUGGUGUUCCAUUCGACGGCCAAAGAUGAUUUUCACAAUUUUGCCAUUUCGAACAGUGCCAUCGAACAAGUGAUGACCACUCAGUUGUUUGGUAAGAAGGAGCAAGUUCCCUUGGACGAUUUUAUUACCAACAAUGUACCGAUCAAGUUCACGGAAACUCCGUUGGCUCAGCAUUGUCAGUCGAAUGCGAUUUGCCGGAAUGUGCGUUCGGUUUAUCGCAACUUAGAUGGCACAUGCAACAAUCCCCUCCCUCAAAGAUCGCUAUGGGGUGCUGCUGGUCAGCCCAUGGAGCGGUUACUGCCCCCCUAUGAAGAUGGAGUCUGGACACCGCGAGCCCAUUCAUCCGACGGAACUCCUCUGCUAGGCGCCCGCAAGAUCUCACGAACUUUGUUUUCGGACGUUGAUCGUCCACAUCCCAUGUACAAUCUCUUGGUGAUGCAGUUCGGUCAGGUCUUGGCACACGACAUUUCCCAAACUUCUUCGGUGCGUCUCGAGGAUGGAAACCUUGUGCAGUGCUGCUCGCCCCAGGGAAAAGCAGCUCUAAGUCCGCAGCAAAGCCACUUUGCCUGCAUGCCGAUCCACGUUGAGCCUGAUGAUGAGUUUUUUGCAGCUUUUGGAGUGCGUUGUUUGAACUUUGUAAGGUUGUCCCUGGUGCCCAGUCCAGAUUGUCAACUGAGCUAUGGCAAACAAAUGAGCAAGGUGACGCACUUUGUGGACGCCUCUCCGGUUUACGGAUCAAGUGAUGAGGCAUCUCGUAGUCUAAGAGCCUUUCGGGGCGGACGUCUGCGCAUGUUGAAUGAUUUUGGACGUGAUCUCCUGCCCCUUACGAGCGACAAGAAAGCCUGUCCUAGCGAGGAAGCCGGAAAGUCAUGUUUUCACUCGGGAGACGGGCGGACUAAUCAAAUCAUAUCACUGAUUACCCUUCAAAUUCUGUUGGCCCGCGAGCACAACCGUGUAGCAGACGCUUUGAACCAACUUAAUCCUUCCGCCAGCGACGAAUGGCUUUUCCAGGAGGCUCGACGCAUAGUUAUUGCCGAGAUGCAGCACAUUACAUACAACGAGUUUCUGCCCAUUAUUAUCGGUCCGCAGCAGAUGAAGCGCUUCCGUUUGGUGCCACUGCAUCAGGGCUACGCUCACGACUACAAUGUCAAUGUGAAUCCGGCUAUAACGAACGAAUUCUCAGGCGCCGCCUAUCGCAUGGGUCAUUCUAGUGUCGAUGGCAAGUUUCAAAUACGCCAGCAGCAUGGACAUAUCGAUGAAGUGGUUAAUAUCCCGGAUGUGAUGUUUAAUCCUUCGCGGAUGCGCAAGCGAGAGUUUUACGACGAUAUGCUGCGCACUCUUUACAGCCAACCCAUGCAGCAGGUGGAUAGCUCAAUAAGCCAGGGACUUAGUCGAUUUCUGUUCCGCGGAGAUAAUCCCUUUGGGCUGGAUCUAGCUGCUAUUAAUAUUCAGCGAGGACGCGACCAAGGACUGCGCAGUUACAACGACUACUUAGAAUUGAUGGGGGCGCCCAAGCUUCAGAGCUUCCAGCAGUUUCCCAGUGAAAUUGGCCAGAAGCUGUCACGCGUUUACCGCUCCCCGGAUGACAUUGACCUGUGGGUGGGCGGUCUGCUUGAGAAGGCCGUCGAGGGCGGCGUUGUGGGAGGUACCUUUGCCGAAAUCAUAGCCGAUCAGUUCGCCCGCUUUAAGCAGGGCGAUCGAUACUACUAUGAGUACGACAAUGCGGUCAAUCCGGGCGCUUUUAACCCUCAGCAGUUGCAGCAGCUGCGCAAGGUGACCAUGGCCCGCCUGCUCUGCGACAAUUCCGAUCGUCUUACACUUCAAGCGGUGCCAUUGGCCGCAUUCAUAAGAUCUGAUCAUCCUGGAAACCAAAUGAUUGACUGUGAUGAUGCCAGCCUGCCUGCUGUUAAUUUCGAGGCAUGGCGCAUUUGAUAUCAUUUUUUAAAUCAAUUUUUAAUUUAUUUAUCGAGCUUUUACCUGUAUUUAUAUAUGCGAAUGUUCCUCCGAAUUGUAUAUCCCCGUUUUAUGAAACUGCGGCUUAACAAAGAAAGCAAAAUAAAAGCCACAUCGAAUUGGA
Molecule: messenger RNA, 2714 nt
Organism: Drosophila rhopaloa
Lineage: Eukaryota; Metazoa; Arthropoda; Insecta; Diptera; Drosophilidae
Gene: Pxt
Product: chorion peroxidase
Biological process (GO): response to oxidative stress
Molecular function (GO): peroxidase activity; heme binding
Source: RefSeq, a predicted model, not a curated record